Molecule: messenger RNA, 2085 nt
Organism: Knipowitschia caucasica
Lineage: Eukaryota; Metazoa; Chordata; Actinopteri; Gobiiformes; Gobiidae
Source: the annotation of a GenBank genome assembly
AUGAACAAACUAUAUGUUGGGAAUUUAAGUCCUUCGGUCACUGUCGAGGACUUGAAGGAGCUGUUUGAUGAGAAGAAGCUGCCAGUGGCCGAGCAGGUCUUUCUGAAAACGGGCUAUGCUUUUGUGGACUUCCCAGACCAGAACUCGGCCAUAAAGGCUAUAGAGACUUUAUCUGGUAAAGUCAAGCUGCACGGAAAGGUCAUAGAGGUAGACUACUCCGUCCCCAAAAAACUAAGGAGUCGGAAGAUCCAGAUCCGAAACAUCCCGCCUGAUCUGCAGUGGGAGGUUUUGGAUGGCCUUCUAGCGGAGUAUGGUACUGUCGAAAAUGUAGAACAAGUGAACACUGACACAGAAACAGCAGUCGUGAAUGUUACAUACGCAACAAAGGAGGAAGCGAAAGAAGCCAUUGAGAAGUUGUCAGACCACCAGUGUGAGGACUACUGCUUCAAGGUUUCCUACAUCAUGGACAUGGAUGCUGCUCCGGCCAUGCAGACCUCUCGCUCCAGGCGUGGGGGUCGGCCGUCCCGGGACCAGGGUACCCCCCAACCCGGCCCCUCAGGAUGCUAUGGAGGUCCACGCUCCAGACCGCAGGACUUCCCCCUGCGCAUGCUUGUGCCUACUCAGUUUGUGGGGGCCAUUAUCGGCAAAGAAGGUCAAACUAUCAAGAAUGUCACCAAGGAGACACAGUCAAAAGUGGACGUUCAUCGCAAGGAAAACGCGGGUGCGGCAGAGAAGCCCAUCACCAUCCACUCGACUCCUGAGGGCUGCUCCGCUGCCUGUCGGAUGAUCCUGGAAAUCAUGCACAAGGAGGCCAGCGAGACCAAGACGACGGAGGACAUCCCUCUGAAGAUCCUGGCCCACAACUGCCUGGUGGGACGUCUCAUCGGGAAGGACGGACGCAACCUGAAGAAGAUCGAGGAAGACACAGGGACCAGAAUAAACAUCUCCUCGUUAUUGGAAAUGGCCUAUUGCAGCCAGGAGCGGACCAUCACGGUGAGGGGCCUUCCGGAACAAUGCUGCAAAGCCGAGGAGGAGAUCAUGAAGAAGCUGCGUGAGGCCUACGAGAAUGACGUUGCUGCUAUCCAUCAACAUGCACACCUAAUGCCAGGCAUGAACCUGAACACUCUGGGCCUCUUGUCUGGUCUACCCAUGCUGCCUGCUGGAGCCGGACCUCGCGGGGCAGUGCCCCCUGUGCCCUCGGCAGGCUACAACCCUUUUAUGAGUCACCCAUCACAUCUCAGCGGCAUGUACGGGGUUUCUUCAGGAAGUGCCAUCUCCAACCAGCACUCAAACCGUGGUGUGGGGGGGGUUUUGGGGGGGGUUGUUGGGGGGUGGUGUGUUGGGGUUGGGUGGGGGGGGGGGUGGGGGGGGGUGAGGUGGGGGGGGGGGUGGGUGUUGGGUGUGGUUGUUGUUGGGGGUGGUGUGGGGGGGUGGGGGGGGGGUGGGGGGUGGUGGGGUGGGGUGGUGGGUGGUGGGGUGGGGGUGUGGGGGGGGGGUGGGGUGGGGGUGGGGGGAUGUGUGUGUGGUGGUGGUGUGUUGGGGGGGGGGGUGGUUUGUGGGGAUUGGGGGGGGGGUGGUGGGGUGGUGAGGUGUUUGGAGUUGGGUGUGUUUGUGUGUGGUUGGGAUUUUUGUGUUGGUGGUUUGGUGGGUGUUGGGGGGGGGGUGGUUUUUGUUGGGGUUGUGGGGGGGUGGGGUUGUGGGGUUUGGGGGGGGGGGGUGGUUUGGUGUUGUGUUGUGAUGGGUUUGGUGUGUUGUUUGUGGGGGGUGAGAGUGGUGGUUUUGUUUUGGGUGGGGGUGGGGGUGGUGGGGGGUGUUUGUGAGGGGUGGGGUGGGUUGGUGUUUGUGUGUUGUGGUUGGUAUUGGGUUGUUGGGGGGUGGGGUUGGGGGGUGGGGGGGUGGGUGGUGGUUUUUGUGUUGGUGGGGUUUGUGGGUGUUUGUUUGGGGGGUGGGUGUUGGGGGUGGGUGGUUGUGGUUGGGGGGUGUUUUUUGUGGUGGGGGGGGUUGGGGGGGGGGGUGGGGGGGGUUAGAAUGGGUGGGUGGAUUGUUGGUGGUAGUGGGUGGGAAGGGGAGAGGAUGGGGGGGUGA